AUGGGCUUACUACGUGAUGCUAUUGGCUCCGCACUUGGUGACCAUCAAGUCAAUAAUGGCUUGUCUGGACCAAAACUUCCGUUUGGGAGCAAGAACAACAUUCGCGACAGCGCUCGGCUCUCAUCUGCAGCGUACCGCCAAUCGCCGUCCCCUAGCCAGGGAUAUCCUUCAUAUAUGAAGUACGGAGAUGGAAAAGAUUCAUCGUCAAAUGAUAUUCAAGGAAGAACGAGAAGUCCUCCAGGGCCAAUGAGGCCUACUGAUCUUGAUGGUCGAUCUUUCAGACGGGACAAUCCCGUGAUGGGAUACCAGGCAUCAGUGGUCGAUCCGCCUCUCGACCGAAUGCAGCAGUGGUACAAUGAAGAUCGGACUCAAUAUUCCGACUUGCCUCCUUGUUAUGAAAGUCCAGCAUCUGAUCGCCGAGAUAGGUAUCAAGGGCAAUCCGAUGCUCUACCCCAAAUCGCCUACGGGGAUGAACAGCCUUUCCUUCGAGGGUACACUAGAGAACUAGGUCAAUAUGGCAUCUCCGAACAGGAAUUCAUAGGACUACUGGACGCCAUCAAUGUUGCCAUCAUUCCUAAUCCAGAGAAUCAAAUCUUCCAAAAAGGAGCGAACAUCGCGGGCUGGUUCCUACCAGGCGCCGCUGGAAUCGGUCUCGCGGUUGGACAGGUUGGCGUCGGACUUGGCACAGCGGUUGGCCAUGCAUCUGCAGUCAAUCAAGUCCUGUCAAGCGCGAACCUACAGCUCUUUUUACCCAGAGGUCUCGAGAUAUGUAUUGGCAAAACGGACGACGUGGGCGCCGAGGUUGGUCUGGUCUCAGGCUCAAGACGAUCAAACUCCUAUGGCUUCUCACCCGAGGAAAGACGAGCAAGUUUCGGCAACCGCAUAGCUCCUCUCUCCCGGGUACUGCCACCGUUGCAGCAGACCGGUCGCAAUGACCCGAUCGCACAGCUUGGUCGAGGCCUUGCUAGUCGAACUAAUCAGAAGAAAAUGCAAAAGGCGGACAAGGAAAUGACUGAAGGGAAGACCAAAAACAUAAACACACUUGAAGGAGGAUUGAAAUGGCUUAUUAUCAGACAAGCCUCUGCCGAUGCACUGGCGUAUUGGAGGAACUCUGCCGCAGGCAGUGUUGCUCACGCUCACGCUUAG
Penicillium maclennaniae is the source of this 1146-nucleotide messenger RNA. RefSeq lists its product as uncharacterized. The coding region runs from base 1 to 1146 and encodes 381 amino acids. The transcript has 5 exons. Lineage: Eukaryota; Fungi; Ascomycota; Eurotiomycetes; Eurotiales; Aspergillaceae. The record is from RefSeq and is a predicted model, not a curated record.